This is a messenger RNA of Suillus bovinus, 1748 nucleotides long. RefSeq lists its product as uncharacterized. The transcript has 2 exons. The record is from RefSeq and is a predicted model, not a curated record. Lineage: Eukaryota; Fungi; Basidiomycota; Agaricomycetes; Boletales; Suillaceae. Bases 125 to 1441 code for a protein of 438 amino acids.
AUCAUCCUCACCAGAUCUUCUGCCUCAUCACUUCCCACCACCACCACCCACUGCACCACCAGCAAAUGUCACACGCACGCGAUCCUUACAAUCCUCCAAGAGCUCGCAUUCAUUACGAGUGCCGAUGCAGGAGUGUUUUGGGCAACCACUUUCUCCAAUUGUUGAGCAAGACUAUAUGUCACCUGAGAAGCGCACUGUGUCGUUACCGAGUAGCCCUGACGGCUCCGGUUCUCGAACGAGUGGUACUACGGGCACUAUGAUGACACCGAUCAGUCCAUCUAUGAUGACCCCAACCAGUGCGGUGGCUAUGUACUCCGCCCGCCCAAUACCCACGCCCACCACUCCAGUUGCACCUCCGCAGUUUGUGAGACGACGAGAGGAUUCGCUUGGUUCAUCGCCAGUAUUUUCAAAUUUUCUCUCCCGUCCGCUGAACAGGACCAUAAGCAUGUCAUCGACGAGGACACACCAGUCUGGCAACUCGUUAUCUGCAACACCGCCUGUCAUUCCUCCUCUCGAUCUACGCCCAGCGUUUCCUGGACCUCUCCCCUCAGAUACAAUUUUGUCCCAGGAUAUCACUGAUGCUAUUCUCGAUGAUGCAUCGACGAAACGCGAGAGCUUCGUCACAGCUCGGUCAGCUGGUGCAAUGCGGGAGAGCAGGUACUCUGCUAUGCUUUUGGAACCAGAUCAUGAACCUUUAGAUGAUCAAGAACUCCCAUCAAGCCGAACUGCGGAGUCUUCUAAGAAUUCCCCCGAGCGUCAAAAAGGAAUUUCCCAGCUGCCUUCACUACCUCCAGCAACACAAACACCCUUACUUCCCCGUCCUUCAUCACGAACCUCAACAUAUCCACCCUCAUACUCAAUACCACAGCCCAAUGUAGAUCACCGGGCCAAUCACAGUGGGCUCGAUACUCCAAGCCAGCGUGAUUCUGUUCAAUCGAUGUCAUCUUCGUUCAUCGACCGUCGCUUUGCAGAGUCAGAGCUGUAUUUCGGCUCACACACAGAAUGCUCUAGCGCGCGCCAGGCCAACGAGAAAUGGGCUAAGCAUGCUGAGAAAUCCGACACCGCUCAGAUACUGUUCUGGCUUGGGUUUAUCGCACCAUGGUGUUGGCUCAUUGGUGGAUGGUUGGUGAAAGCCAAGAAUAAUAAUAGCUAUAGCAGGGGCAGCAGCAUGAUACCCUUGUGGACGGGUAAGAGUGCACAGACCAUUGAUUCAUUCAAGAUGCAGCCGUUGCACCAUGGCUAUCCCUUCGUGGCGCCAUCGGUGCAGAGCUUAAUGCCACCAUCGCAUUCACGAGGGAUACAUUCAGUGCAUCCUCGUGGCCCUUUUUUGAUGGCGAGGAGUCCAUGGAUUAGACGGUGUAGGGUGGCUGCUGCUGUGAGUGGAAUUGUUAUUAUGCUGCUGUUCAUCGUUGCCCUGGUGGUAGUCGGGAGGAGCAGUUGAGUCGACUCUUGAACAACUUAUCAUGAAGGAUCCGUAUCCGUAUAUUACAUUCUCAAAUUAAAAUGAGCAAAGCGAUUUUUACCGUACAGUACUAUAUGAUCAUUUCUCCCAUCACAUUCCGAGGAUCAAGAUUGGGCCUAAAGACCUGGUUCGAACCUGUAGCACUUCAUGAAUACUCAUCAUUUUACAAAUAUUUAGCACUUUACGAAUACUUACGGUUUACGAAAAGAGGGUACCUAGAAAUCCAAGUAUUUAGCAGCGCAUGGCAGCAUCAUGAUCAUUUGCAGUACGAGAUGCCUGACGACAA